GGAAGCUAUAGCCCUUAUAAAUGCACUUGAAAAAAGUUAAACCAUAAACAAAACUUAUGAACCGUCACGUUUGACACAUGAUCGUUAUUGCCAGAUGUAUGAUAAUUUUCACAACUUGAUUGAAAUAUUUUACUUGUUGGGAUAAGUGAAAAGAAAAACGUUUAUUUGUAAAAGCUUUCUUUAAUGCACUUCUAACAGCAAAUUUAAAUUAAAGCUUUUCGUAUACUUUGAAUUUUCGAUAAAUCUUUAAGGUUUAAAAAACUGUGGAUAAUCUAUAUGUCAAUUUAGCGUGAUAUUAUCGGAAUUCUCCCGGUAAUUCUUCUUUAGUAGUGUGGAAACACCGCAGCUGACUUUUUAUGUUGAAUGCAAGAGAAAUAUUGAAUUCUACGUUUUAUACUUAUAAAUAAACAAUUUAAUUCACAAUUAGACGUAGUCAAAUGAGUAUAGUUGUCAUCGGUGCAUGCGGCAGCAUGCGUUGCUGCCGUGCGUUCCCGUACAUCCGUCGGCCGAGCUGUCACUUUUAAUCGGGGCUUCUGGUGGAGUUUAUGAAUAAUAACAGGAUAUUACUAUGAUAAUAUGGCCGUGCAGUCGGACUCCGGCGGGAAGGAUGACGUGAAGACGCAGUUCGUGACGCGGGAGGGCACGUACCGCCUGAUGACGCUGUCGGAGUACUCGCGGCCCAACCGGGUCGGGUACACGAGCGGAUCGGGCUCCUCUCACGUGCGCGUGUCGCUGGUGUCGCUGCCGCCGGGCCCGGGUGCCGCACCAGGCUCGGAUGGGCCGCCCUCGGACGACAGAAUAUGCUUCAAUCACGGCAAGGAGCUCUAUGUAUAUGUGUACAGGGGAGUUAAGAAGGCAGCUGACCUAACAAAACCGGUGGACAAGAAGAUGUACAAAGGCACAAACCCCACUUGCCACGACUUCAACACAGUUACGAUGGCUCCGGACAGUGUGGCGCUGGUCAUUGGCUUCAGUACUGGACAGAUACAGCUCAUAGACCCUAUCAAGAAGGAAUUAAGUAAAUUGUAUAAUGAAGAGAGACUGAUCGAUAAAACACGGGUGACGUGUAUCAAAUGGGUCCCCGGCUCUAGUAACCUGUUCAUAACGGCCCACGCCUCAGGGCAACUGUAUGUUUACAACGAGGAGUUAACUUGUGGAACUACGGCGCCGCAUUAUCAACUUUUUAAGCAGGGGGACGGUUAUUCAAUACACACGUGUAGAACUAAAUCCACGAGGAAUCCAUUGUACAGGUGGGUGAUCGGCGCCGAGGGCAGCUGCAUAAACGAGUUCGCGUUCUCGCCAUGCGGGACGAACCUCGCCGUCGUCUCCCAGGACGGUUUCCUCAGAGUAUUCCACUACGAUACUAUGGAGCUGAUCGGGAGAGCCAGGUCAUACUUUGGAGGUUUUUUAUGCGUAUGCUGGUCGCCCGACGGCAAGUACGUCGUGGUCGGAGGAGAGGACGACCUGGUCACAGUUUGGUCGUUCAGCGAGAGGCGGGUGGUCGCGCGCGGGCAGGGCCACCGCUCGUGGGUGUCGGUCGUCGCCUUCGACCCGUACGUGGUCAGCUUUACCGACCCGGAGAGCGAGGAGCCCGAGGAGGAGAGACAGAAGAGUGACGUUCAGUGCUAUAGGUUAGGAAGUGUAUCCCAGGACACGCAGCUGUGCCUGUGGGACCUGACGGAGGACGUGCUGCGGCCGCCCGUGCGCGCGCGCGCCUCCGCGCACCUGUCGCCCGGCGCGCCCGCACUGUCGCCCAACGGCGUGCCCGGCAAGCCGCCCGCCAAGUGCGCCAAGACCAACAAGGUCGGCCAUAAGCACGCCGAGCUGAGCAACGCCGCCGGCGAGCCGUCCGGUGCCAAAUCCAAAACGACGAAGGUCAACAACGUGUCUACUUUGAACAUAAGCGUGGGUAAAGCUAAAGAAGAGACGGCGAUAGGGGUGAAUUCUUUAACGCAGCGUUUAGCCGGGUUCUCUUUCGGCGAGCGACGCUCGGAGCAUCGGCGGAACUUCAGUCUGACGUCGAAACCCGAGCAGAAGUCAGCGUCGAACACGGUGGCAAUGCGCGGGAAAUCCGCCGGCGCGCCUGACUCCUGCGACCCCGUGAAGCUUAUAGGGACGCCGUCGUGCCCGCGCUUUGACGAGUGCCCCGUGCUGGAGCCGCUGGUGUGUAAGAAGAUCGCCCACGAGCGCUUGACGGCGCUGCAGUUCCGUGCGGAGUAUUUGGUGACGGCGUGCGCGGACGGCUGCGUGAACACGUGGGCGCGGCCGGCGCGCGCCAGCAACGGAGAGGCGCGCGCGCACCGCAGGUUCGAGCGCAUCGACCUCGUCGACUAGUCCUUUAAGAAUAGGCGCCUAGGAUCCGCCAAGGCCCUGCUUCAUUGAUGGCGACCCCGACCCUUGAGGUUCUUGUCCGCCGACGAGGUGAGGGGAGCUGGAAAGUGGAAAUAUGCGGUCUAUCCAUAGAAAUUUUCAAAUCUGCCUCUCGUCGCUUUGUAGAAAAGCUUUAUCGGAGCCGUUCACAUCCUGAGGAUCUACCGCCUAAGUCGAAAUUUUAUUACAUGCCCUCCAUCGCUCGAAUAUGAAAGAGUGAACGAAGUGAAACAGUCACUUGACUCGUAAUGAUGUGACUUCGUUAAAACGGCUCAAUGAUAAAAGUUCUGUUGUAAAGUAACAUCCGAUCGCUUUUAAAACUGUUUACACAAAGGAAACUAUUUAUUUAAUAUUACUCUUCUAUCUCUAAUGUCAACUGUAAUAUGAGGCCCUUAGUCCCUAGCGGAAUUGUGAAUUUAAUUUGAAUUUCUUCAUUCCUCUUAGUUAGUUAAAGUAUAAUAAAUAAUUAUCCUUCAGCUUGUCCGUAGACAUUUCUCUAUAGGUUCCUUGAGAGAAACAUUGUUGCAUUUAGAAUGAAAUAGCAUUAAAUAAUAAUAUGAUAAUAUUUCAUACACUUGACUUGAACUGUUGAGCAACGAAUUAUUUUAAUAUCGGAAUAUAAUUCCUUUGUGUAACAUUUUUAAAUAAACUUAAACUAUACAGAAUUCUUUUCUGUCAGUACUCUUAGAGAUGAAUAAGUAGAGUCACCCUAAACAACUCUUAAUUGCGAAAAAAUAUACAAUAGGUACUUGGUAUUCCGGGGCUCGCCAAUCCCGCAUGCCCAGUAAUCUGGUACCUAAUUCACGCACACUCCGGCACUUUAUACAACAUAACGCCGAAUUACAACGCGGUUGCAUUUGAUAUGUAGAAUUUAUUUUCUAUUAAAGCUUUUAUUUCCCAAAUAAAUCCAAUAAUUCGACAGUCCCAAUAUUCCGGCACAGGGAGAAAAAUCCAGGUGCCAGAUAACCGAGCGCCUACUGUAGAUGUUUUCUAAGGAAAAGCCAAUAUUGAUGGCCAUUUCAGGGUUGGUCCAAUAGUAAAAGUUCUUCAGUAAGACCUAUUUAUUGACCUGUCAGAGUAAUGUUAAUCUUAAAGUACCUUUGUAUAAAGUUGUAAAGGUAGCUAAAUCUGUAAAAUACAAUGGAGGCAUUUUCCGGACGAGCCAUUGGCGGGCCUUGGGCGGCGUAACACGCAGACUGUUCUCUGAUUAUUAUUCCAUUUUAGAGUGUUUGUUGAAGGUAAAGUGUGCACUGGAGCUUUGUUAUGUUAGAUAUAAAUUGUAACUUAUAAUUAAUUUGAACUAUGAACAGGUUGCAACCAUCCUUAACCAAUUGACUCUGACCCAGGGAGAACAACCAUUGGACCCUUUCGUACGUGAUGAAUUGAUGAUAAAUGGACAUAACAAAACCUUAUCUUAUACUUAUCAUUAUUGUUUACCUCAUAAUAGUUAAAAUAAAUGUGCACGUCUUGCCAUAUAUGUCAUCGGCGUCAAUGUGAGAGCGUAAUAUUGUGUAUCAAGGUAAUGAAGUUUUGUAACUAGAAUAUUUAAUAAAUCUGCAUACAGAAUUGAAUGGUCUUAUCUACUACUAUAAGUUAUUUUCACAUUAGUCCGAACGCCUUAACACAAAAAGUGCAAUAUUUAUAAACCUGAUGUGUUAGAAACUUAGAAUAUGAAGAAUGAAUGUCAAUUUCACAACAAAGCUCCAGCUAGGGUAGAUAGGUUAUGGCCCAGUCGAUGUUAGGGCCGGUACAGACGGACUGCAACUCGACUGCAACUUGUAUGGGAACUGCACGUCAACGUUGCAGUUGGAAUGCAGUCGGCAUGCAGUUCCCAUAUAAGCUGCAGUCGAGUUGCAGUCCGUCUGCACCGGCCCUUAGUGAAUAUACUAUUGAUGUCUUACCCCAUAGAGCUCACGUUAUCGUGGCAUAUGGCAUCGGCUGGGCUAAGAAUGAAAGUUCUAGAUAGCAAUAGAAAUGAGAUUUAAAUUGUAUAGAAGAAUGUAAAUUGUAAAUCGAUAAGUUAAUAUAAUUCCUUCUCAGCUCACCCUUGUAAAUAUAGGUGUAUAUUAGGUUGUAAUGCAAUCCAAGAUUGCCUAUCCCACACUCUUAGUUAUACUUGAGGGAUAAUAUUUAUUUUAUUUUUUAUUACAUAUAAAUGUUGACUUGUCUGUGAGACUAAUCGAAUUGUAAUGUCAGACUUGUUGAAGUUUUGUUUUAUUAUUAAGUUUCAGCUAUUAGAGUAAGUAGGAUAGUGGAAUUAUUUUAUUGUAGGUAAUCGUAUUGCAUUGCUACAUUGUUUGACUUGUACCCCGCUAUGAGUAUACGUUCGUUGUGUAACAGGAUUCAUUGCAUAUGAUAUGAUCAAGGUUUGAAAAAUCUAGUAUGUACAUAAAGAAAUAAGAAGUAAUAGAGUGCUCACUCCAUACAUCAGUUUUGGUAACAAAAUGCUUAUUAUUUUCGCAGUCGACAUUUAGCAUCGAGUUGCGGAACUCUCAGUACUGCUACUGGACAAUAGAUAUCGCGGCAAACAAAAAGUGUAAUGCUCAACUAUUUUCGGCUAAUAUUAUUUCUCCUACUCUAUUUUUAACUCCUACGCUUACCAGAGUAAGCGUAGGAGUUGAAAAUAGAGUUCCGGUUACGCUGGUUAUAAAAUUCGCGGAAAAUCGUUGAGCAUUAGACUUUUUGUUUGCCGCGAUAUCUAUUGUCGAGUAGCAGUACUGAGAGUUCUACUACUCGAUGCUAGAUCUCGCCUGCGAAAAUAAUAAGCAUAUUGGUACCAAAACUGAUGUUUGGAGUGAGCACUCUGUUACUUCUUAUUUCUCUAUGGUAUGUAUUAAGGGCAUUAGGAUUUAUUUUAUCGAGUUGAAAUCUGUUUAGUUUCGUGCCCAGUCUCUGGCAAUAUAUUUCUCACGUAAGAGCGAAAUAAAAGUAACAGUUGUUUCCAAGGAUUUGCACGAUAAACUAAGAGGGAAUAUACCUAUUCUAGACUGAAGCAAUAUACUUAGAAUACUCUAAAAUCGCCACUUAAUAAUAACAAGAUAAAGACGGGUUCAACACAGAUGGGCCACGAAGAUAUUGCCGCGCAAGGCAGUUCGUUAUGUGUGAAAUUGCCCUUAAUGUAAUUUAUGUGAUUAAAUGAAAAUAUAUACGAGAAUGUUCGGCGUACCUAUAACCGUGCGGAGGUACAAGUCGGAUAAUUCCAUUUGAUCAUAUAGAUCGUGCAAUUUAAUAAAACGAUACAAAUUACGAUAUGUAUUUAAUUCUGAACCACGUUUUUACAAUGGACAUAUCGGUGAUCUUUCCUAAGUGUUUUAAGAGGUCCCUUUUUGAAACCUCUAGUGCAUCUUUACAAUAGAAAUUAUGCAUGCUUGCAUCAUCUCGAAGGAGUUCACGCAAGGCAUGAUUUCGAAUGCCAGUUGUUAUUGAGCUAAUAAUUUGAAUGUUAUUUAAGUAUAACCGAUCUGUUCAGAGAUUCGAUCCGUUAUAACCUGAUCAAUUGAUUCUUUGCAACUGUUAGUGCCGUAGAUCAAUAUUAAUAGUUUUCAAUAUUAUAAAAUGUUGAAAUUGCAGAAGGUAGGAAUGUCAUAAUUUUAAAAAUUAUUGUUUUACUUUUAAGAUUGGACAGCUAAAGUAAUCUAAGUCUGGUGAGAUCGUGGUCAAACGUCUGCCUAUCCUCCAUAAAAAAAAAACAGAACCAAUUUAUUUUGACCUACGACUACAAACCGUUGUGGCGAUUCUGGCGUAAUUAAAUUAUUAUGGGGCUCGUCGUAGUAAGUAGCUAGACGCUCAAUAGUUAGGUUGGGUCAACACAGAACGAGCUGCCUCGGUAGGAAAUUGCAGCGCACAACAGCUUGGUCUGUGAAGACAUGCCUCGCCCAAGGGAAACGCACGCAGGGGCAUGAUGACUCGGACGAAGCGCGUCUUCAAGGGGGCUACCACGAACAUACGAGAAUUGUCUGUCAUUCGGAUAACGCAAGUGCGAUAGAGAACUUUAUGUCGAAGUUUCCGAAUAUCUAUCUAUUUUCUAAUUAUUUAUUAGGCAGCUCAUUCUGUGUAGACACACCUUAUCCAUAUUAGUGGAUACUGUAAGCGUUUAUGGCGAAUAAACUCAAACAGGGACAUCUUGAUGUGUAAACUUCAGUAUGUUUGACCAUGUUGGAUUUGUGUCAGUUUUUAUACCUACACAUGAGUUAUUAAACACUGGUCUUUACGGCAUUUCCUGGAAUAAUUAAAACACUAUUAUUAAAUUCCUUAUACAUCCUAAAUUUACACCUGUAUAGUCAGUAACGAGUUGGUAAAAUUGAAGCGGAAUUCUCUUUCAUCAACGGCUUUUAAAACUACUUAAGGGUUGAAUUUUAGGUACCAACUCGUUACAGACAUAUACGGGGUGUAAAUUUACGAUGUAUGAGGAAUUUAUUAAUUGCAUCCAACUUGAGCAUUACUGAUUUACGAUUCAAAUUAAAUUGGACGUUCGGGAAAUGUGACUUGUCUUUAAAUGAAUAUAUUUGGAUUUUUUGGGAAAACCUUGUAGAUUGGUGCCGCCUGUGUUACAAUUCCAAAUAAAUUUCUUCAUCGACUUUUCUUUACGUGUUGUGUAUAAAAGGCAUAAAAGCAGACACUCGUCUUUUUGGUCAAUGAAACAAAAUAUACCUACUAUUAUAGCAAAAUAUCAUGUGCAUAGUAAAUUGUUUUUAUGUUCGUCUAAAUUAUAUUAUUUUAUAGUCAUUAUUAUUUAUUCAUAUUGUGUACGAACGACGUAGCACGAAGAUCGCCGGCACAGAACAUAAAGUAGGACACAACGGCUGCAUACAAGCUAACACGGUGAAAUCACUACCAGUCAAAAGUAGACCUUAUCUCAAUUCAGUAAGGUUUACGAAUGGUCGGUUAUAUAUUCAUUAGAUAUAGCAAUUACAGCAUUAAAUGCACAAUUAAUUGCAGAAUUUCUCGAGCAAGUUCUUUAUAAAACUAAUCUAAUUUACCUACAGCCUGAGAGAGUGAAAAGAAGAGGAGCAACUAAAAACGAUGAAAACGCCCUUCAUGGCAAAAAUGUGGGCUACAAUUCCAUUCUAUUUGUUUUUGAUUAACUGAAAAUUUAAUGUGAUUUAUGGGCGCCAGAAGGCGAGACUCGUGCACAUAGCCUAUAUAGUGUUGAAAAUCGAUUCUGUUCUACUUUUAUAAUAUUUUUUUGCUGCAAUCGGUACCUACCUAUUAUAUGUUCUGUGCCAUAGCUGCCUAUGCCUACAUAUCUAUCUGUUAGAAUAUAACCAUGGGAUGUGCAUGAGGGAAUGUUAUGUUAAGUUUUUCCAAAAAGAGAUUAUUUCUCUAACUUCUCUAAGUACCUAUAGUAAAAAAAUUAUGGCAGUUCAUAAAGGAUUAUUUAAAAGUUUUUAAUGUGUCACCAUGAGAUAACUUCUCGAGGCUACCAAGACUUGAAAAUCAAAAUCGAACUGAGUUAAAGCCCGUCCAGAAAUAUAUGAUCAUUGUCAAGAGGGCGCUGUUCUUUUCAUGUAUAGGGUGACAGUUCAGUUUAGUAUGAAAAAUGUAGUUCCGAUGAAAUUCCGCAAUAUGGCGCGUGAUCAUAUAUUACUGGUCAGGCUGGCUGUAGUUUUGUUUUGUAGCCAUUAAAACAUAGUGAUUAUAUGCUCUUUGGUAGCCAUACUCAACCUGCGCCCGCCUUGCGAUCCUGGUAUACAUAGCACCAUAACAUGCCACCGUUCAUUUAGCGCCCCGGGGCUGCAAGGGCAAGUUCUUCACGAAAUACAGUCAUAAAAAAAUCGGUCAAGUGAGAGUUCGUUUUAACUCGCGCAAACUAUUCAGAUUAGAAAAAAAAAUGAUAUUAGAAACCUCAAUAUCAUUUUUGAAGACCUAUCCAUAGAUACCCCACACAGGGUUUGAUGAAAAAAGAUUUUUUGAGUUUCAGUUCUUUUGUGUGAAAAUCUUAAUGUGGUUCAUAGAAUACAUCUACUUACCAAGUUUGAACAGUAUAGCUCUUAUAGUUUCGGAAAAAAGUGGCUGUGACAUAAACGGACAGACAGACGGACAUGACGAAUCUAUAACGGUUCCGUUUUUUUGCCAUUUGGCUACGGAACCCUAAAAAAUGACUUUUUCAAUGUGUCUGGGUUAGCGCUGCUCAUUUAAACUAUGCCAAAUUUUCAAUCGAUAGCUUAAGUAGUUUGCGAUAUUUAGCUAUGUGACAGACAGACUGACGGACAGAGUCGCACCAUAAGGGUUACUUUUGUACCUUUUUGGUACGGAACCCUAAAAAAGGUUGAGUAUGGCUGAACUGAAGGAUCCAUCCCCAAGGAUUUUUGUCAUUACAUGAGUUUUGUUUUUAUAUAAGGUUAUAUUGUAAUGUGUCUCGGAUCUUUUACUGCAUCCAACUAAUGCAAAUGAAUUGUGUGUUCACUACCACACUAGGCAGCUAUACCAACCGGUAAAACACGUAUACAAUACAGGAAAUGAACUACAAAUGAUUUAAAUAAAUGCUUUUAUGA
Messenger RNA from Cydia pomonella (codling moth), 8864 nucleotides. RefSeq names its product WD repeat-containing protein 20. Gene Ontology annotation, molecular function: protein binding. The coding region runs from base 577 to 2334 and encodes 585 amino acids. The record is from RefSeq and is a predicted model, not a curated record. The transcript has 3 exons. Lineage: Eukaryota; Metazoa; Arthropoda; Insecta; Lepidoptera; Tortricidae.